UAGGCACACUACUAUAAAUCUCCCAAGAGAUCUUACUAGAUUCCAACCAAAUAUAAAAACACUAAUGGCCAGCUUACUUCAUAAUCCACUUGUUUUUCUACUGCUGCAUGUUCUUUUGAUCAUCUCAGUAGCUCCACAAAAAAUAACACCAUCACUAAGAACUGAGGCAGAAGCUCUUGUCAAAUGGAAGAGCAGUUUAUUACCAUCUGCUUCUCUCAGUUCCUGGUCCUCAAGCAGUCUCGAAAACCUUUGUAACUGGACUGGCAUUACCUGCAAUUCUGCAGGAACAGUUUCGAAGCUCAAUGUUUCUGGUCAAGACCUUAAUGGAACACUUGCUCACUUCAGUUUUGGUUCAUUUCCGAACCUCAGUUCUUUGGACAUGAGUCACAACCUGCUGUCAGACGUUAUACCGGGAGGGAUUGGAGACCUGGCAGAGCUUCAGUACUUGAGCUUUUACGACAAUUAUAUAAAUGGUACCAUUCCUUACCAAAUUAGUCAUCUUCAGAAGCUGCAACAUUUGGACUUGGGCUCAAAUUACUUGGCUAGUCCAGACUGGUCUCUGUUUUCGGACAUGCCAAUUUUGACAUACCUCAGCUUAUACUACAAUGAGCUUGCUUCCGGAUUUCCAUUUUAUGUGAUAAAUUUAAGGAACUUAAUUUUUCUUGAUUUGUCGAGGAAUGAGUUGACAGGCUUACUGCCAAGAAAUAUUUCCAAGCUUUUCAAGCUAGAAGAACUUCGCCUAGGAAGGAAUAACUUCACAGGGCCAAUUCCUUCUUCAAUAGGUCAACUUAGGCAGCUUCAAACUCUUGAUCUCAAAGAAAAUUAUUUGAAUUCUAGUAUUCCUCCUGAGCUUGGCUUGUGCACCAAGCUCACCUUCUUGGCUCUGGCUGUGAAUUCUCUUACCGGGCCUUUGCCUUUGUCGUUUUCAAAUCUUACACAAAUUUCCCAACUCGACGUUUCAGACAAUUUUCUCUCUGGUGAGCUGUCACCACAUUUCAUCAGCAACUGGUCUCAGUUAACAGAACUAUACAUGAAAAAUAAUACCUUUACGGGUAAUAUUCCUCCUGAAAUUGGUAUGUUGACAAAUCUCACAUACCUGUAUCUGUAUAGUAAUAAAUUCAGAGGAAGAAUUCCCAGAGAGAUUGGAAAUUUGAAAGAGCUUCUGGAAUUAGACUUGUCAGGAAACCAUCUAGAAGGUUCAAUUCCAGCAACAAUAGGAAAGCUCACCAAAUUGGUGCUCUUACAGUUGUUCUCCAAUAAUCUUAGUGGAACUAUUCCACCUGAGAUUGGAAACUUGACACAGCUGGAAACUCUUGAUCUCCAAAGUUGUCAAUUUAAUGGAGAGCUGCCUGAUACAAUUGCGGAAUUAAGUCACUUGAACUUAAUUCAUCUUCACAAUAACAGGUUUUCUGGUAGCCUUCCGAAGGACUUUGGAAAAAAGAAUCUCAAUCUGUCCACUGUUAAUUUUUCGUUCAACAGAUUCUCCGGAAAAUUGCCAGAAGGAUUGUGCAGUAGUUUAACCCUUUCAUGGAUUACAGUAACUGCAAACAAUUUUUCAGGGGUCCUGCCAUCAUGCCUGAGAAAGUGCUCCACAUUGAGUAGAGUCCGUCUUGAUAAAAACCAGUUCUCUGGAAAUGUUUCUGAAGCAUUUGGUUUUCAUCCAUAUCUUGUUUUCAUAUCUCUGAGCGGCAAUAAAUUUACGGGUGAACUAUCCUCCAAGUGGGGAAAGUAUGAAAGUCUUGCAAACAUGGAAAUGUCACAGAACAAAAUUUCAGGUGCCAUCCCAGCUGAGCUUGGAAACUUAAAGAAUUUGCAAAUUUUGCAGCUGGAAUCGAAUGAGUUGACAGGUCAGAUUCCGAAUGAAAUGGGAAAUUUGAUCCAGUUGUUGAAAUUCAACUUGAGCCGUAAUCAUUUGACUGGAGACAUCCCUAAGAGUUUAGGCAAACUAUCAAAGCUCAACUAUUUUGAUUUGUCUUCAAACAAAUUGAAGGGAAGCAUACCGAAAGAUCUUGGGAAUUGUGAGAGCUUAUUGAGCCUGAACUUAAGCCAGAACAGUUUUUCAGAAGUAAUACCAUCUGAACUUGGCAAUUUGGUUCAGUUGCAAAUUACUUUGGACCUGAGUAGCAAUUCACUUUCAGGCACCAUUCCUUCUAAUUUGGCAAAACUGAAGGUUUUGCAAAAUUUAAAUCUUUCACACAAUCAGCUCUCAGGUAAAAUUUCCUCCUCCCUAUCUACGGGCAUGAUUAGUUUGGACACUAUUGAUUUAUCUUAUAAUAACUUGUCUGGCCCUAUACCCUUGUUCCCACACACAGUGGAAAAAGUUUUUAAUGGAAACCCUCUUCUGUGUGGAGAUGCUAAAGGAUUGUCCCCAUGUCCGGAUUUGUCUUUCAAAUCAUCGAAGUCCAGUAAAAAAUCAAUAAUUGGUGGCAGUGUUGCAGGGGUCAGUCUCUUAGUUUCUGGGACUAUUGUUAUUGUUGGAUGUUUAAUAUGUCAAAAAAAAAUCAAGAAACAUGAUUUAGAGGCGAUCAAUUCCAAGAACUUUAAGUCACUGAUUUGGGAAAGAGAAGGGAGGUUUACAUUUAGUGAUAUCGUGAGAGCCACUGAAGAUUUCAGUGAAAGGUACUGCAUUGGAAGAGGAGGAUUUGGAACUGUGUACAAGGCCAAACUGUUUAAUGGUGAGACUGUUGCAGUAAAAAGGCUGAAUAUAACAGACUCCAGCAGUGCUACAGAAAAUAAUCGAUGGAGCUUUGAGAAUGAAAUUCAAGCACUGACAGAAGUUAGGCACCGCAAUAUUAUCAAACUCCAUGGAUUCUGUUCCAUAGACAAUUACCUUUACUUGGCAUAUGAAUUUGUCGAGAGAGGUAGCUUGAGCAAGUUAUUGUAUAGUCCUGAGGCUGCCUCUGCUUUAAGUUGGGAUACAAGAGUGAAAAUUGUUAGAGGAUUGGCUCAUGCACUUUCUUACCUGCAUCAUGACUGCUCUCCACCUAUUGUGCAUAGGGACGUAUCACUGAAUAACAUUUUGCUGGAGACAGAGUUGGAGCCGCGGCUCUCAGAUUUUGGCACUGCAAGAUUGUUGAGUACAGACUCAUCAAACUGGACUAAGCCUGCAGGGUCUUAUGGCUACAUGGCACCAGAACUAUCCUUUUGUAUGCUUGUGACAACAAAAUCAGAUGUUUAUAGCUUCGGAGUGGUGGGAUUGGAGGUAAUGAUGGGAAGACACCCUGCGGAGCUCCUUUCGACGACUUUGGCCACUGAUCAGGACUUGAUCAUGAAGGAUAUAACACUUGACAACCGGCUUCCACCUCCAAAAGACAAAAUAGCAGAGGAAGUGAAAGUGGUUCUUAAUGCAUUGCUAGCUUGCACACUUUAUGCACCAGGGUCACGACCUACUAUGCAUUUUGUGGCGCAACAACUGACAAGGACUCAGACUUGCGGAGCACUAAGUGUUCAGCUGCAUGAUAAGGCUUAGAGGUGUUGAUUAAGCUUUGGGAUAGAAAAAAAAUAAGGCUAUAACAGAGUGUGAUGCACAAUUUCUCUUUUCGUUUGUACUCACUAUAUAUAGGUUUUUGAUCCAGUAACAUGUAUCCAGGGCCGGCUCAACUGAAUAUGAGACCCUAACCAAGAAUUUAAUGGAGGCCAUUUUCUC
Molecule: messenger RNA, 3646 nt
Organism: Daucus carota subsp. sativus
Lineage: Eukaryota; Viridiplantae; Streptophyta; Magnoliopsida; Apiales; Apiaceae
Product: probable leucine-rich repeat receptor-like protein kinase At1g35710
Exons: 2
Coding region: 65-3469 (1134 amino acids)
Biological process (GO): protein phosphorylation
Molecular function (GO): protein binding; ATP binding; protein kinase activity
Source: RefSeq, a predicted model, not a curated record